AUGGGAUCAGCUGAUUGAGAAAACCUCUUUAUCUGACAGCAGGGCGCUCUGAAGCCUAACCAAGAGAGGCAGGAGAUACUGACAGAGGGAGAGAGUGAGGAGAGGUUAGAACUACUACUACACCGAGAGAAGGUGGCUUAACAUUGUACUUUAUCACACCUAAUACUUCGGAGCAGCAUUUUAUCACAAAGAAAAAAAAAAGUAAAACAGAAGAUCUGUAUUGGUCUCUGCUGAUUCAAAGAAGUACAGGUUUCUCAAAGCUAUUCACAUUAUGGAUUUAAGGGAAAGGGAAAGAAAAGGCUUAACAUUGAAUGACUCAGAAGUAAACUGGAAUUAAAAAGCAUUCCAUUAGCAACGCAGAUAAAGGAAAUAAUGGAAAACAGCAGUAGGUUUGAAACGCCCACCAAUGUCUCGUUGGUUACUGGCACGGACUCUGUGUUCAGGUCCAUUGAAUACAAAACCAUCUCUGUGUUUCUGGUGCUGCUCAUCUGUGGGAUAGGCAUCAUUGGCAACAUGAUGGUGGUCUUGGUGGUACUCACCACUCGUCACAUGCGUACCCCCACAAACUGCUACCUCGUGAGUCUGGCCGUGGCUGACCUCAUGGUGCUGGUGGCCGCUGGGCUGCCCAACAUCUCAGACAGCCUCUCUGGGACCUGGGUAUAUGGGCAUGCUGGCUGCCUGGGGAUAACCUACUUCCAGUACCUUGGAAUUAAUGUAUCCUCCUGUUCCAUCACAGCCUUCACUGUGGAAAGGUACAUCGCUAUUUGCCAUCCAAUGAGAGCGCAGACAGUGUGCACGGUAUCGAGAGCCAAGCGCAUCAUCGCCUUUGUCUGGGUCCUGACCUCAGUCUACUGCAUGCUGUGGUUUUUCCUGGUCGACAUCAACGUCAACAAAGACAACAAAGUUGAGUGCGGGUACAAAGUGUCUCGGGAUCUCUACCUGCCCAUCUACCUCAUUGACUUUGCCAUCUUCUACGUCACCCCCUUGCUUGUGGCCAUCGUGCUCUAUGGGCUGAUCGCACGCAUCUUGUUUCUCAACCCCCUCCCGAACCGGGCUGACACCACCACUGAGCGCUGGCAAGGCAAGAGCGGAAAGCAGAAGAACGGAUCAGAACCAGGCAGCAGUAAAACCACCAAUCGCCCUCAAACCAAGAGAGCGCCCUCUUCAAGAAAGCAGGUCACUAAAAUGCUGGCUGUUGUGGUCAUCCUCUUUGCCUUGCUGUGGAUGCCCUAUCGAACCCUGGUCCUCGUCAACUCCUUCAUUGAGAAGCCCUAUCUGAACGCCUGGUUCCUCUUGUUCUGCCGGAUGUGCAUCUACGCCAACAGCGCCAUCAAUCCUGUCGUGUACAACCUCAUGUCCCAGAAAUUCAGGUCGGCUUUCAAGAAGCUGUGCAAGUGUGGGGAGGAGGAGACACAGAGACGCACCAUGUACUUGACGCCGGUGAACUACAGUAUGGUGAGGGACACAGUGACCAGGAGCCCUGAGGUGAACGGGAAGAAAACAGAUAAAAAACAGGAGGCAGAAGGAAAAGGGGGUCCUUCCCAGAAGCUGCAGGCCUCUGUCAUUGUAGACGAGGAGAUUUACUUCAGUGUGGUUUAAUAUUUCUCUCUUUUUUAUGCAGCAAAACAGCCUGGGUGUCCAUUAGCAACACACAGUGCUGCCUACUUAACCAUUGAUAUUAGUUUGAAUAAAAUGAAACUGGCCAAUCUUAGACAGGCAGGCAAGUGUUUGUUUUAAAAGCAAGCAGCUUCAUAUUUAUUUAGCAGUGUUCCCUUUGUGCUGCCUCUUUCUCUUUUAUGAUGUGUGUAAUCAUUCUCAGUAGUACUUAUUGCAAUUACUCAAAUACUGUGGUUUAUUUUUUGAUAAGUGAGUUCAGGAGCUGCUCUUCAGUUGCCUGUCAUAGUUAAAUGUGAUACUGGCACUUACUAAUAUGAAGCCACUUUUAACCAGAACUGAUGAGCUGCUUCUGAACAAAUAGUCAAAGCAUCUGAAUAGGCUUACCGAAUUAAAAAACACAAUAUUUGAAUAAUAGCCACACAAGAAACACUCAGAACUAUUAUGUAAAAUGUAAAAUAACUUUAUAAAAAGAAAAAUACAAAAAUUAAAUUUGAAAUUACUGAGCCAGCUAUUGUAAAUAACCAUUGACAACAUUCAGUCAGCUUUUAAUGAAAUUGAAAGAAGUUACUUACCACUCUCUUCAAUGAAGACCAGUGGUAUUUUUGUAGGGUGUGUCAGAAUUAAGUUUGACAGCUUUUGAUAUUUUUUUCCCUAAUCCCUUGCUCAGCUGAUCUUGAAAUUUGCAGACACCCCCUCAACCGACAGCUUGGUACCCCUUGGUAACCCUAUGUCCAAAUUUCCUAGCAACAACACAGAUGCAGCCCUAAUUCCGACUGUCUUGUGUUACAUGAACCAUACACCGUCUCUUUCCAUUUAAUUGACGGUGUCCAAUGAAUGUGUUACAGGAACAUGCAGCUGAUGGAGUUUACAUUUACCAAAAUAAAUCAUAUCUUUGUCAUAGGUUUUUCUAUUCAGUAAUAUGACAACGAUAACUUGUGAGAACUGUACACAUUACCUGGGAUAAUGGCUCCUCUUCUAGCUUGGGUGAACCUGAAGAUGAAACUGAUAACAUUACCAUAUACAGACGGGGGCUGUAAACACUUGAUCAGAAGCCUGCCAGCAUCAUCAAAAUAAUGUAAAGAAUUAGAUUUUGUUGUAACGAUGCAGAACGUAAGUGUUCCGAAAACUUUUAUGAGGGAAGCCCUCAUGUCUUUUUAUAUAUAUAUUGUGACAAAGUGGGGGUGCCUUGCCACAAUUCGGGACCUUUCCACUGUCUUCUUGUGUGUAAAAGAAACAUUUACUGGACCACAGAUGUAAUUUAAACAGGACAGAGCCUGUAUAUUUAUUCAUAAAAAAACCAAACAAAACAAACAAAGGCCUAACUCCUCAAAGAAGUACUAACUAAACAGAGUACUGUCCCUGACUGACCAUUGGGCAGCUAGGCUGCUUACCGAUACGAAACUACAACACACAGUUGUUACAGAGAAACACAGUACACACAGUAGUUACUUUAUAUGACUGUUGGAAGCAGAGCACACAGCUUACUGCUUCCUCCGACUCGGCAGCCCUGAAUU
This is a messenger RNA of Acipenser ruthenus (sterlet), 3131 nucleotides long. RefSeq names its product thyrotropin releasing hormone receptor 2 (gene trhr2). Bases 373 to 1599 code for a protein of 408 amino acids. The transcript has 4 exons. NCBI's taxonomy places the organism in Eukaryota, Metazoa, Chordata, Actinopteri, Acipenseriformes, Acipenseridae. Gene Ontology annotation, biological process: phospholipase C-activating G protein-coupled receptor signaling pathway. The record is from RefSeq and is a predicted model, not a curated record. Gene Ontology annotation, molecular function: thyrotropin-releasing hormone receptor activity. Gene Ontology annotation, cellular component: membrane.